This is a messenger RNA of Poecilia reticulata (guppy), 1744 nucleotides long. Its product is annotated as olfactory receptor 8G17-like. NCBI's taxonomy places the organism in Eukaryota, Metazoa, Chordata, Actinopteri, Cyprinodontiformes, Poeciliidae. Gene Ontology annotation, biological process: G protein-coupled receptor signaling pathway; detection of chemical stimulus involved in sensory perception of smell. The record is from RefSeq and is a predicted model, not a curated record. Gene Ontology annotation, molecular function: olfactory receptor activity; odorant binding; G protein-coupled receptor activity. Gene Ontology annotation, cellular component: membrane.
AGUUCCCGUACUUCAGAGCUAUUUCAACUCUUAUUGUCCUAUUGAACACGUCUGAAACUCACAUCCCACAUGCAACAYACUACUGAAUGAUAGUAGGCCACAGGCCGCAGCGCUCUAUUUAUGGCAGUAAAGAUGGUUGUCAUCUCUGAUGGAUUGUAAAGUUUCUGAGAGCGACAGCACAGUCAGCAGCUGGUCGGUAGAUGAAGGAAGCUGAUAAAAGCUAACAGCUAACAGCAACGGCCUUUAGUGGAGCAUUGACUGCAGUUUCUGAACYGGUUUUGAUCCGGUACUGUUUGGAUGUGGACCCGGACCAGGAGCAGUCAGUUGGGAUGUGAUGCAUUCACUGACUCAGACUGCUUUCAUCUCUUCAUUAUCAGAUUGACCGUCUUUCUUCRUCUGCUGUCUUGCGUUAACAACRGAAAAGUCAGAUAAAAUGUGGCAUGACUGCAGACGCUUUGAAAACAUAUGAAAUAAUUAUUUAACCUAUAAAUAAGUUUAGUUGAGCAAUGAUGCAACCUUCCUGGUUGAUUUCUGUUGCUAUGACCACAGAGUUGACGUUGCCUCUCUAAUGAAUGGACGUCUUCAUAAAACUGACAAAGCUGGAAGUCUGUCGCCACUCUGUCCAUUAAAUCAAGAGGAAGGAAGAAAACUCUGACUGAUGGAAAAUUUCACCUUCAACAGCUUCACUCUGCAGAUGGAAGGGAUAAAAGUGACUCCAACAUCGAUGUAUCCUCUCUUUUUCUUCUUCCUCUYCAUCUAUCUGUUCAUUAUGAUAUCUAAUGUGGGGAUUGUGAUCCUAAUUUGCAUGGACAGAAGCCUCCAUCAGCCCAUGUACCUGCUCUUCUGUAACCUGCCGUUUAACGAUAUUCUUGGUAACUCGUACAUGGUUCCCCGCCUGAUGUCGGAUAUCUUACUGCCGCCGGCUGAGCGCCUCAUCASUUACUAUGAGUGUGUUGUUCAGGCUUUCUGUUCUCACAUUUUUGGCACUGCUUCCCACACGGUGCUGAUGAUCAUGGCCUUCGACAGAUAUGUUGCCAUCUGUAAUCCUCUGCGUUACUCUGUGAUAAUGACCAGCAGGAUGGUGGUGAAGCUGACCGUCUCUGCCUGGGGGUCGGCCUUGGUUCUGGUCGGGAUUCUGCUGGGCCUGACUGUCCGUUUGAGCCGCUGCAGGACUCUGAUCACCAACCCGUACUGUGACAAUGCCUCGCUGUUCAAGCUGUCCUGUGAGAGCGUGGUGAUCAAUAACAUCUAUGGCCUGACCUUCACCGUGGUUCUGCUGACAGCCUCCAUCAGCAGCAUCGUCCUCACCUACGCCCGGAUCACCAUGGUUUGUCUGACCAGCAGGAACAAGUCUGUGAACAGCAAAGCCCUGAAGACCUGCAGCACACACCUCUUCAUCUACAUGAUCAUGUUUGUGUGUGGAAAGUUUCACAUUGUGGUCCAUCGCUUCCCUCAGUUCGUAGACCAAAGGAAACUGGUAGCCAUCUUGUUCCACAUCAUCCCCGGCAGCCUGAACCCCGUCAUCUAUGGAGCUCAGUCCAAAGAGAUCAAGAAACUCCUGUCGAGGUUGUUCCGGUCCAGACAAGUUCUGUCAUCGUGAUGAUGAAUAUCCAAACUCCAAAUCAAGUUCUCAUUCUGUUUUCAAACAUUUCUUACAUGUACUUUAUAUUUUCUGUAUUUGGAUGUUUUAAACAUCUGAUCCAGACAAAUAUUACAAUGUUCUGCUGUCAUUGCACCAAGCUGA